Molecule: messenger RNA, 3099 nt
Organism: Synchytrium microbalum
Lineage: Eukaryota; Fungi; Chytridiomycota; Chytridiomycetes; Synchytriales; Synchytriaceae
Exons: 10
Coding region: 1-3099 (1032 amino acids)
Source: RefSeq, a predicted model, not a curated record
AUGGAUUACAGCUUUGUGCAGAAAUUGAAACUAGAGGCGACACAACUUAUUGAACAGGAAAGGCAGCUGGACGAAGAUCACAGACGCAAACUAAAGGCAAAAAGAAGUUCAAAGCAUGCAUCCGCCAAACCAAAACAAAUCCCAACAUCAACUAGUCCUCCUACCGAACCACCACUAUCUGAUCUCAUCCGUUCCACCGAUGGAUCUGUCGUGUCCGAGUUACUGCUCCUAAGAAGUGAAUAUCUACGUAGUGGCGGAAAUGAUCCGCGGAUCCUCACAAAGAUGAACGCUUUGGAAGUCGACGCGAUUCAAAUCGAGCAACAAUUACGGACUGGGUUUCAGACACAGCCUGUACUGGGUCCGAAACGUGUUGUCUAUCCACAUACUAUGAAUCGACAUUAUAUAGAUACUGGGUAUAACAAUGGGGUGAAUAGACAGGAUGUGUUUGAUCGACCAAAUAACGUCAACAAUGGUGGUGGUAAUACCAAUACUAACAAUGCCAAUAUCCAGCAACCAGAUCCUAUAGAGGGAGAAGAUGAAGAAAUGAGAGCAUUGCGUAUUGAACAUAAGAAAUAUUUGCUGAAAAUGCAGUUUGAAAAGGAGAGGAUGUUGCAGGAGGCCGAGUUUGAGAAACUGAAAUUGGACACGGAAGGACGCACAAGAGUUCGAUCUAUGUAUCAAAUAGAACAGGAAUCAUCUACACCAACUUAUAACCAGGCUUCUAUUGAUCAAUUAAACCUCAUACAGCAACAACAGCAACAACAAUUACAGCAACAGCAGCAACAGCAGGCCUUACAAUUACAACAGCAGCAGCAACAGCAGAAACAACGACCACCGGAUGUGAUACGUCAGCCUGCUGCUGCCUCUAAACCGAACGACAGAAUAGCAACCAUCGAAGGAGGAACCGAACUGAAUGCAGACCCAACACCAGCAAAUCCACCUACAGCACCCGCAACAACAGUCACCCCAACUCCAAAUCCCGCAUCCGAAGAAUUCGUAACCUCCAUCGGCGUCCAAUUCGAAGAAAUCCGCAAAUUCCCUGGCACCCAAGUCCGUGUUCGCCUCUGCAUUCUCGAUGACUCGGACCCAACACAUCUCGUCGACGCAUCAUCAACUUUUGUCACUGAAUUGGCUGAUUUGGGCGUUGAAGACAAGUCGUUUGGAUGGAGUGGACUGGUCAUGAAUCAUGUGUUUAAGGAUUUGGUUGCGUCGCCUAAUAAGAGAGGGUUGAUUGAGGUUUUUGAAGGGGCGCUUGUUGCUGCCAGGACGGAUGUGCAGUUGUUUAGUGGGAGUCGGAGGAAGGGGUUGAGUAUUAAUGAGGGGUUUCAUCGACUAAAGUUGUAUAGAGCAGCAGAGCUAUCUCAUCAUGCAAAGGAUUUCGCAGGUGCAAACAUUGCCCUCCGAAUAUACAAACCAGAACAAGGACCACCACCAACAAAAACAUUCGAAGCUAAAACCAUGAUCCCUGCAAUGCCGAGAGGAGCAUGGCUACCAGUAGAAAACAAACUAGAUUCAACAAAUACGGCCAAUUUCUUUUCAUCUGGUGAUGGAUUCGACCUGUAUAUAGACGGAGCUCGAUACCUCCCUGCAAAUGCAACUGUCAGCAGAGUAACAGCCAGGAUAUUUAAUUCGACAUUCGAAGUAUUGAACUAUGGAUCCACCGUACCUGGUACCGGCAAAAGAGAUAGAGACAACACAGGCGACGGAAUCAUAUCAUCAAAAGUAGACUUGGACUCCCUCGUGCAUUCACCAUCAUACAACACUCGUUGUGAAUACCGGUUCCCGACAUCACAGUUACCAGACAAGACCGGUGUUGUGCUUUUCAAACUGUAUACGCUGUGUAAAGUUACCAAGCAGUUGAGGAUGGUCGGGACGAGUGUGCUGAAUUUGUUUGUGGGGAAUCCGGAUCAUUUGAUUUUGAAUGAGGGGGCGCAUCAGAUUAGUGUUUCAAGGGGGACGCCGGAUGUGCAUGCGUUCUUGUCUGGGACCUCACUGGAUGGAUUUCCGAGAUCUCCAUGUACAACAUUGCUGGUCAGGCUAGUGCAUAUCAAACCUGGUGAUUUAGCAACACCAGCACCGGCCCCGAAAUACUCUGACUCGAUAUACGACUCGUCACCAUCCAAACCAACACCCUACGAGCUGAAACUUUACCCAUUCGUGGCAACUGAACGGCCAUCUGUGACUGUUCGUGACGCGUUACUGGAAAUGAAGGAUUUGAUACGUGUGCAGUCUGAUGAUGCGUUGCUGCAUUUCGUGUCUAAAUUCUUGACCAAGCCUGAUAAGGUGGGCAAAGUGCCUGCGUUGGACGUGUCGUAUGUGUGCAAGUAUGAUGCUUCGUUUGGGUUUAAGAUAUCUUGUGACGCAGCACAAAAUCUACGAUGUAGUAAAGGAUUUGCGGUUGCUAUUAUAAGUUUGAAUCCACCUGGAUUCUUCUACUUGGAUGGGGGACUUGCUAGUGUGGAAAAGUUUGAUGAUAUUACGUAUACGAAAAAGACGGAUUUGGAUUCUUCUUUGCGGUCACCAAUGUGGAAGGAUGGAUUUCAAGUAGGACAUUCGUAUCGACGAAGACCAUACGACCCAAAGCUAGUCGCCAUAAUCGACAUCCGCUGCAUGGUAUCAGACGGCUCCGAUUACCGCCUCGAAGCCCAAGGCUGGACAAUUGUGCAAAUCUUCAAACCAACCACAAACACGACAACUUCAUCCAACGAGAAAUACGUCCGUCUCGCCAACGAACAGCUCCCCCUCUACGAAGGCGAACCACCUGAAUCACUCAUCCUAGACCUCCAACGACGUCCCAACGAUAAAACCGUUGAAGAUGUGCUCGCCGAGCAUGUUGCGACACGCAGUAUCACAUAUACGAAGGGCAGCAGUGUUUUCGUGCGGGUAUGUGAUGGACGACGUGAUGAAGAGAUGGAUUUGUAUGGCCGGGACGUGGUGGAUACGACCAGUUUGCCGCAGCGUAAGAUCAAGAGUUUUGUGGAGGAGGUGUAUACCAGGAAGGUUGAGAGUUUGGUGCCGAAGGGUGUUGAUGUUGAUGAGUGGAGGUUGAGGGUUAUGAGUCAGUUUGCGGAGAUUACAGGACUUCCCAUGAUGUUGUAA